AUGUCUUCCACGCCCGAGAAAUAUUACGCCAAAACAGCGGUCCUUCUUUUUGAAGGAGCUGAUCUCCUCGAUUUCGCAGGACCCAUGGAGGUGCUAUCUCACGUCCUGCAUAAUCAGAACCCGGAUGAUCCGGAUCAAAUGUUCAAAAUCGAAACUAUAGCUCAAACACCCACCAUUCGUUCAUGUUGCUGUCUGACAGUCAAAGUCGAUCGCCUCCUCGAAGACGCGGUCAAAGAUCUAGCAGAAUACGAUAUGCUGAUAGUCCCCGGCGGCCCACCAUCCAUCGUUCAGCCUCUCCUCGAAGGUUCCGCAGAAGUGGAUGUAAUCCGCAGAUUCGCCACUCUGCCCCUGCCGUCAUCUCAGAGACCGCGGAUUCUGAUGUCGGUGUGUACUGGUGCGUUCUUCCUUGGUGCGGCAGGAAUUCUCCCUGGUAUGACCGUCACCACUCAUCACCGUGCGGUUGACGUGCUUCGGGAAAUAUGUGCCCGGUUCAAUGAUAAAGAGGAUCCUCCGACUACUGUUGUGCAUAAACGCUACGUCGACGGGGGUUAUCUGCCUGGAAAUGCCGUGUCUCUGAUUACAGCUGGCGGUGUGAGCUCGGGGAUCGAUGCCACGUUCCAUCUUGUGCGUGAGCUGGCGGGUGCCGAUAUGGCUGCAUUCGUGUCUCGGUUGAUGGAGUAUGAUUGGACUGAGCUUCAGGACUGA
Molecule: messenger RNA, 705 nt
Organism: Penicillium longicatenatum
Lineage: Eukaryota; Fungi; Ascomycota; Eurotiomycetes; Eurotiales; Aspergillaceae
Gene: xanA
Product: isonitrile hydratase-like protein xanA
Exons: 1
Coding region: 1-705 (234 amino acids)
Source: RefSeq, a predicted model, not a curated record